AAUGGCAGGAAUGUAGAGCGGCGGAUGAGAGCGUGUCUCUGAUUGGCUGCAGCUUCCCAGCGGCAUGUGUCCGAGGCAGGCUUUUGUAUAUAGCAGCCGCAGCUCGGCCCUUUAACAAUGGAUGGGGAGAGCCGUGUGAACUGAUGGUCUGAAGGAAGCGGCACCGCGGGGCUGAGCGAGCGAAGGGCACGAGAUGAUUCGGGGGUCUACGCGGCGAUCGGGAGUUGGAUACUGACUGACUGAGGUCGGACCCGGGGGAUUUCGAUUUUUUAUUGAACUUCGUUUUACAGACUUUUCCUGUCUGAUCUUCCAGGCAAUGGAGCUAGAAGGGAUGUGGUGGAAGGGCCAACUUGCGGCGGAUAUCCAUCAGACUCUUCGAUACAAAGAACUGAAACUUCCUUCCUACAAGGGCCAGUCUCCCCAGCUCAACCUGAGACGCUACUUUGCCGACUUGAUCGCCAUCGUCAGUAAUCGCUUUAAGCUCUGCCCCACUGCCCGACAUCUUGCUGUGUACCUGCUGGAUCUCUUUAUGGACCGAUAUGACAUAUCCAUCCAACAGCUGCAUAUCGUGGCCUUGUCCUGUUUACUUUUAGCAAGUAAAUUUGAAGACAAGGAAGACCGGGUGCCGAAGCUGGAGCAGCUCAACAGCCUGGGCUGUAUGACCAACAUGAACCUGGUGCUGACCAAACAGAACUUGCUACACAUGGAGCUUUUACUCCUGGAAACAUUUGAGUGGAACCUGUGUCUCCCCACACCCGCCCAUUUCAUUGAAUACUACUUGUCCAUUGCGGUUCAUGACACUGACCUCCAUGACGGCUGGCCUAUGAUUUGUCUGGAGAAGACGAAGAUUUAUAUGGCGAAAUAUGCAGACUACUUCUUGGAAGUAUCUUUGCAAGAUCACAUGUUUUUAAAGUACGUCCCGUCCUUGGUGGCUGCUGCUUCUGUAGCCGCAUCUAGAAUUAUCUUGCGGCUCUCCCCGUCCUGGCCAAUGAGGCUGCAUCGGCUCACCGUAUACGCUUGGGAUAUCCUUGUGCCUUGCAUUGAGAGAUUGUUAAUUGCACACGACAAUGAUGUUAAAGAAGCCAAUAAGCAUAAGAAUCAGCUGUCCCAUACUGCAGCACAAUGCCUCUUUCCUCCUGCAUCUCCAGCGCCCCCGCAAGCUCACGUUCAGCAGCACAUGCCUCAGUAUCUACAGUCGCAACAUCACCAGCUGCAGUUCCACCACUCGGCUCCUCAGCCGCAAAGCUGCCAACAGAUCGUAACAGCCGCCCAUCCAUCUGCUUUUCCACUGCAGACUUGUGCCUCCGUCAUCCCCGCUAGCAUUCAGGCUCGUGGCCACAUACAGACUACUGCAAGUGUCUCCUUAGCUGCCGUCCCAAUAGAAGUCAAGCCAUGCAUUGGGGUGUCUUACAACAGAAGCUACCAAGUGAAUGGACACUACUCGUGUUUAACGCAGUGCUUUGAUAGGUGAUGAGGCCUGCAAUGUGAACGUUCUAUAAAACCUCUGAAUUCUCACAGUCCUCCAAAAUUUUCAUCGGGCUUUAUUAUUUUGUCUUUUUUGUUUUUGGAAAGAUGGCAAUUACAUAUUGAGAUUUGUCCGAUAAAUAAGGAAAGCUCUCUGAGAAAGAAUUGUGGAAAAGCUUCCUCCGUCAAAACCACUUUCUUGCUGAAAAGCAGUCGCCUAAUCUUUUUUUUUUCUCCAGUUAACAUGGUGACCUUCGAGGAAAUCUGUCUUCUCUAAAGAUAUUUUUAUGAAGGAGACUUACAGUAUUAAUCAUUUGCGACGUGGAGUGUACAGGACUUCAGAUAUGGCCGUUGGCCGGUUUAACACAAUCUUUGACCACAAAAACCACUCGUACAUUUGAACUGUAGAUAGUCAUAUGGUGCUCAGCCAUUGGAAUUAUGGGUAACUAAUGUUCCUUAUGGUUCAGGUCUUAUUGAAACAGCUCAAGAAUUCCAUUAUACCUCAAAGGAUGCCAUGUUGGAAGAGCAAUAUUCCAUACUAACUCAGGGAAAUGAAAUAAUCAUCCAUGCUGCUGGUAUACUGUAUAUUAAAGCUAGGGUUAUACAGGUGUUCUAUUUUGGUUAUUGUUCGUCUAAUAUGCUGCUCGACAACCUAACUUGGAAUGUGUAACCUCAUCCGUCCAACUGAAAGUGUCCAUUACUUGUAAGGAACAUAUCAUUAUCUUAUGUCUUUCCUCAACACAAUCGUAAAUAUACUGGUAUUUGUAGAUUUAGCCGUAGCUGAUUGUAGGUAGGUGUAGAAUGUUAGUCGAAUUACAUGCCAAAUGAAACCGACCAAAACUGUUAGAAUUCCACUUUGGCAAAGUUUAAGACUGGAGUGGGUAUCCUGCAGGCUUCUGUAUGGAGAAUGAUGGCAGUUCUGUUGUUGGACGCAGAGGGAACUGCCGGGGUUUUUUGCUGCCUCUUAAAUACAUAAAAAAAGGUGUCUAUGUUCAAUUAAUCUGGUUCCAUAGGGUGUUUUAAAAUAUGGCCUAGAUAAUGGGACAAUUGAAUAUAUCCUUGAAAUCUGUUUAGCAUUCUCAGACUUCCUGUUCUGUUUUAUUAAGGCCCCAUACACGGGCCGAUCAAAGCUCCCGACAGACAGGGGUGGGGCUAUCCAACGGGCGUCCUCGGAUGAUAUAUGCCCCGAAAGUCAGCCAGAUGUCGAUCAGGCAGGGUAAAAAAUCCCAUCGGAUCAUGGCCGCAUUUGUUCAUUGAUGCAAUCCGACCGCCUGUAUCGCCUCCAUCCUGAUCCGAUAUCGCCCACCUCAAUGUGGGGAGAGAUCCGCUCGUUUGGCGACAUCUCCCCGUGUAUGGUCACCUUUAGACUUUUUUUUUUUUUUUUUUACAUAGUAAUAAGGUUUAUUUUCUCUCUAGCCUGCCAUUUGUCCUGUUUUGUGAGAUCAAUAUUUAUAGGGUGUCCUUAUCUUCACCCCCAAAAAUAGUGUUCUGUUGGGGAUUGUCGGAAAUUCUAGAGAUGGUUGGAAGGCAUAAUGUGUAUUAGCUUCCCAUUCCAGUAUCGUUCCAAUUCUCCUAAUAUAACUACCUCAUGAGAGCCAGGGUCCAAGUGUUGGUGCCUUGCACAUAAUGGCGUUUGCCAGUGCAGAAACCUCCGUAACACGAUAUUUCUAUUUGGCUGUGCACUGCUGGUUGCACAUAAGUGCCUAUAGUACCAAUGGGGAUUAUUCUAUCAUAGAAAGGAGUUCACACCUUAUCAGUGCUGCCCAUUUUAUUAUUAAACUACAAACCCAAGCACCUUCCACAGCCGAACGCUGGUCUGAAAGGCAAUGGUUUGGACUGUUACAUUCAUAUAAAUAACGAUACCUCAAAUCAGAUUAUGCCCCAGGUCCUGCCAUUAAUAGAGACAGCCCCGUACCUCGUGGUGAGAACAAUUCCUCCAUGUUUCAUAGGGUGCAACUUGAAACUACAGGUGAACGGCUGCUCGAAAACCUAUCCAAUAACACUAGCAGAAUAACCGUUUUCUACAUUUACUAACACUGGAUUAUUUUUUUUUAACUAAAAGGGAAGAAUUAUGGGAAGAUGUGAUUAACAUCUAUAUCUACAGCUACUGUACAUAUUUAAUUUUUGAUUACUUUUUAUUGUCAAAGGAUGCCAGGUUCAGUACACUACAGUUUUAUUAUUUAUUGUGUAGAAUCGCCUUCUGUUGUUUGUAAAGCGACAUAAUCCUGAUUAGAAACAGCCAAAGGUAUGUGCACUGUGAGCUCUUCUGGCGAUUGAGAAUAGACUCGAUCAUGUCUUAGGGAAAUCUCCUGUUUGAGCAGAGAAGCCAAACCGUUGUGGGCCGUGCAUCAGAAUGUAGAGAAACUGAUCCAAGUAUUUAACCACAACAAAGAAUUCUGGGUGAGUGCUAUGCACUUCAGUUUUUUUAAAUAAAACUUUUUCUUUGUUUAAA
Messenger RNA from Xenopus laevis (African clawed frog), 3916 nucleotides. It is a transcript of the gene ccnj.L, whose product is annotated as cyclin J L homeolog. The coding region runs from base 317 to 1471 and encodes 384 amino acids. The transcript has 6 exons. The record is from RefSeq and is a predicted model, not a curated record. Lineage: Eukaryota; Metazoa; Chordata; Amphibia; Anura; Pipidae.